GGAGCGGUGAGAGGAGCAGAGCUGUGCUUAGCUAUGGAGGCAGAGAGGCCCCCAGGGGCCCAGGUCAGUGGUUGGCUGCAGGCUGCUCACAGACAUGUCCUGGACUACCUGCAGGAGGAGGGAGGGGCCCCUGGGCUCUGUGAUGACGUCAUCAGGUGCAUUCAGAAUUUCUGCCCCCAGGUGCCACUCAGCUACAGUUUCACAACGGUCUCCCAGCUCCUGUCCCUGCAGAAGUCUCCAUGUGUGUCCGCCCUGGGCUGGGACACCGAGCGCUUUCAGCAAUGGAGACACGAGGGUUUGCAGCAGACAAAAGUGAGCCAGCCUCCAGCCGUCCUCUCCAGAGCUCGCCUCCUCCUGGUGGGGUAUAUAUCCAACAGUCGGACAAGAGACAGCCCAGUGUAUGAUGGGAACUUGUACGUCAGGGACUCCAGUGGAUGCAUACUUGCGAGAUGUCCAUGUGCGAUUUAAACCUAUUGGGGUCACUAGUCUUCUUCCCUUGCUGGUCCUACAUUCCCAUCCAACAUGGAGGCAGCUAUGUGGAGGUCCUGUCUUCUCCUAUCUCAGUCACCACCCCAGUGGUGAGACCAGAAGUGCUGGACCCGGCCAACACCACAGCUCUUAACCCUGGCAAAGCCUCCCAGCUUUUGUGUAGCAGGUCCCAUCCUCGAGGGUUUCGAGUUUCAGUGACUGGUCAGCUGGUGUCCAUCACAUCACUCAUCAAUAUCCGGGACAAACCUUUCUUCUUUUUCUUUCUUCAGGAUAGAGAUAAAGCAAAGUUUGUUCCAGUCAUAGUGAAGGUGCCACAAAAGCUCUGUUGGUAUCAUGCUCUGCACAUCGGCAACACAUACGAAGUGACAUCUCUCUCAGUAUCCUCUCUCCGUGGGUCUGUGCAGCAAAUUUUUGCCAUUACCUCCUCUUCUCGUCUCAUCCCUCGUCCUACACUUCCCCCGCCAUGUUCCUCCAUCCAUACUAAAGAAAAUUCAGAAGAGCUUACAGAUACCUCCAGUGGCAGGAAGAGCAGUGCUUUAACCCAGAGGAACAGGUGAGGGAAAAGCAACAAAAGAUGUCAAAGACCCUAACCUAUGAGGGUGUUGUGACACGUGUCCGGGAUGCCAGUGCCGGUCUAUAUGAGCUGGAUGGGGCAGUGGUACUCUGCACUGCUUACACACAGCUUCAUAAUGGGGGAAGAGGACUUAGAGAGGGGGCGAGAGUUGAGGCAUGUGACGUUCACCUCCAGCAGUCUCCGAGCCCCCUCUUCCCUACCAUCAUCCUCUCCACCUGUCUAAGAAGCCGAGUCCGAGUCUUCGAAUUCUCUCGUCUUAGCGCUCCGUGUUCUUUGUUUUCCGGUUCUGGGAAUCUCUUCCUCCACCUUCUCUUCCACUACCGACUGAGACUUCCAGAAUACCUCUGGGUUUGUGACAUCAUAAGGCAGCUGCAGGAGAAACUGCGGCCUUCUCUUGUCCGGCAGCGCUGCCUCACCCAACACACAGAGUCCUCUUCCCACGGCGUCACGGAGAAGCUGCUGGAUUCCUCGCUGUCAUCUUUGUCGGAUGGGAGGCAGGAAAGGGACCUGUAUGAGGAGAUGGUGGCCAAUCCACACAACUGUCCACUCCGAGCGUACUCCCCCCUGCCUCCACCCUGGUGUCUCCCACCGCUCUCUCACUUCUCAUCUCUAGCCUGUAAGUCACAGUAUGUGCGAAGGAAGGAGUCGAACCGCAGUCUUGACUGGUGUCAUUACUGUCUGCCAUCAGAGGACAUCUCUCCCCCUCAUGUCCUCCUCGGUGUUCUUCAUGCUUCCUCCUCAGGUAUCCUCCAGUUAAGGGACCGGUCCUCAUCCCUCACCUGCCUGAUUCUGCCGAACUCCCCCAUUGCUUGGAUAGGAUGUGUCCUCGAGGUGCGUCAGUAUCAGCUAGUGGUGGAAACUCUGCAACGCAAAGACAAUGCCAUAGAACAACGUAACAGGUAACAC
This is a messenger RNA of Staurois parvus, 1969 nucleotides long. NCBI's taxonomy places the organism in Eukaryota, Metazoa, Chordata, Amphibia, Anura, Ranidae. The record is from the annotation of a GenBank genome assembly.